AUGGUUGAGGGGAAGGAAGCCAUUGAACAGGUCACUAGUCCGUCGGAUUGUGAACAAAGUUUCUUUCUUGUUGACGAAGCCAAGCGACAUCGAUAUUUUCUUGAGAAAGCCUUUGAAAUUGAUUUUAACGAUCCAUUUUUGGCACUACAACGGGAUUCAAGGUUCUUACAAACCUCCUCAAACAGCUUAAAUCGGGACGUGAAACACGAAAUUCGAAGCGAUAUCAAAGAAGUCUGCCUGGGCGAGCUUAUUGAUGCUCACAAACAUGUCCACGCAUUUUUUCGUGAGCAGCUGCUUUUAGCUGAAGAGAGGUAUGCUGCGUUAUGCAGCACCUUUGAAGAAGAACGUAAGAGGUUGGAGAGAGAUGCUGCACAGGGUGACGAUGUCGUGGCAAUGUUGGAAAAGGAACGUGAAAAACUUCAAAUAGAGCUAGAAAAUGAGCGUACUCAAAAUAAGCGCUUGGAAAAAGAACUAAAAAGGGCACUCGAUAAUUACAACAACCAGAAAGCGUUAACUCAGCGGCAGAGGAUGGUUGCAGCUCAAAUUAUUAAAGAAAAGCGGCGUAUUUCUAAGGAAUUCUUGGCAAAGUGUGAACAAGUUGAACAACUGGAAUCUAAACUUGGACUUAAAUCUGCUGUACUUCCGGAUAUAUCUUCUGCGGGGAAAGCGGUGUAUCUCACCGAGUGCAUAAGUGUUGUCGAGGGCUCAUUCUUGGAUGCCUUCACCCGACUUAAAUCUUGGUCGGAAUGUUGUGAUCGAGGUGUCGCUAGUGUGCUCUCGAGUGUCUCCUUUCUAGAUGCCCAGGUUCUAGCCCAACAGCUUGGCCGGCAGGCGUCGACGCCUAAACGCGGGCACAGGGAAUGUGUGGGGUGUAUUCAGCCUCUUGUUACUUACACCGCUUACGUGGGCUUCAUUGUUUGUGGUGCAGUGAGCCCAUCCACAACCGCGAAAGUGCCGACUUGCCUUCGAAGUCCGGUGGAGGCGGACGCCUCGUCGUCCGUAGAACCGUCUUCGCGCAACCAACGCUCCAUGUCCCCUCCACCGAAAUGCCGCGGUUCGAAGAACUCGCCCCCUCCUCCGCCCUCCCCUGUCAUUCCGCCCUCUAAACUGGACUCCGGAGGGUGCACCGUUUCACCGUAA
This is a messenger RNA of Mesocestoides corti, 1140 nucleotides long. The record is from the annotation of a GenBank genome assembly. Lineage: Eukaryota; Metazoa; Platyhelminthes; Cestoda; Cyclophyllidea; Mesocestoididae.